Messenger RNA from Helianthus annuus (common sunflower), 1830 nucleotides. RefSeq lists its product as uncharacterized. NCBI's taxonomy places the organism in Eukaryota, Viridiplantae, Streptophyta, Magnoliopsida, Asterales, Asteraceae. The transcript is spliced from 2 exons. The record is from RefSeq and is a predicted model, not a curated record. Bases 1046 to 1588 code for a protein of 180 amino acids.
ACAUCCACAAUUACACCGCCACCACCACCUCCACCUCUUUCUCUCCAGCUUCUCUCUCUCUCGUCGACUCAUCUGAUCGAUUCCGAUUGCUUUAUCUUGUUUAGCAGCCAUUAAAGAACUGAAAAAGGUUCGAAUUCAGAUCAAGAUUAGUUGAAAGGUUCAAAGGUUGUAUCUUUUUUACAGAAAAUUUGUGGGUUUUUGUUGUUGUUUUCGAUUUCAGUUGGAAAUUUUCAGAUGGGUUGUUUGAAAUUGGGAUCUUGAAAUUUAUAGUGAUGAUCAAGAUUCGAGAAGAUCCUGAAAUUUAUGGUGACGACUGACGAAUUUGGCCGGAAAAAGGUAUUUGGUCUGAAGGUGACGGUGGGUUUUGAAGUUGUUUGAUUUCAAAAGUUAAGUGGUCGUUUUUUAUGAUUUUGAAGUUAAGUGGUCUGAAGGUUACGGUGGGUUUUGAAGUUGUUUGAUUUCAAAAGUUAGGUUUAUUGAUAUUGGAUCUGUGUUUGAGUUUGAUAGGUUAAAGUUUAGAAAUUUGUUUGAUUUUUUUUUUUUUUUGUGGGUUUAGAAGAUUAGUGGAUAUUGAAGUUGUUACUUUUUUUCUAGCCAGAUUCGUUUUUUUUUUUAUUUUUUGUGACGGGUUUGAGUGGUGGUGGUGGUUUGGGCAGUGUAGUGGUGGUGGUGGUGGUUGUAUUAUGGUUUUUUUUCAGCUUAUAUCCAGCUUAUAAAACAAACAGUAUUAUAUUUUCAGCUUACAGACCUUCAGACCACAUCUUCAGUUGCAGACAUAAAAUCAGCUGAAAUAAGACUGCAGACAGUCUUUAUCUAAAAAAAACAAACAUCACCUAACAAACAAAAGAAAAGUGAAAUUUUCAAUAUAUUUUGCCCAAUAAUUAUUAUUAUUAUUAUUAUUAUUAUUAUUAUUAUUAUUAUUAUUAUUAUUAUUAUUAUUAUAUUUAGCUGUGGUUAACACCUCAACCCCCCUCUAUUUAUCCCAAUACUCAAACCUACCCAUUCGUACCUGUAUCUCACUUACUGACACUGUGAUUGCAAAAUCAUGAACACCACCCAAUCCCCCAUUUUCUCUCUUCAUGAGCCUCAACAUUUCAGCGACUACGGCUUCGACUCUCAAUUCGACUAUUUCCAGGUGUUAGAAGAAGCAAGAAAACACAAACGUGAAACAUGUUCAUCCAGAUCCAACAUCGACACCCUCCAUUUCAAGCUCCAAAAACCCGUUACUAAAGACGACAAUAGCAAGAAGAUUAAAAAGAGUCGUAAACGUUGGUGGAAACACGCCUUGCAUUUUUUCAAACGCAAACGAACUGCCUCCCCACCGUCAUCCAACGUUGUGUAUGGAGACGGUGGGGGAGUUCGGGCGGUGUCUGGACCGGUGUAUUUAGCGGAAAGUAGGAGUGGAAAUUCCACUCCUACUUACCACCGUUUGUCCACUAGUAGGCCGUCGUCUGGACCACUAGCUGGAACAAUUACACCGGUCCGGAAAGGUGAUUUGGAUAUACCGUACGUUAGUUUGACUGAAGUCAACGUUGAUCAAAGUUGCAAGAUCUCGGCAUCUCCCAUGCCUAUUUACUUGGUCACUUGACGCCGUUAGUGUGCACUUACUUUUUUAUGUGUUAAAAGAAUGAGGAAAGUGGAGAUUGGUGGGAAAUAUGUGUUUCUUUCUGUCUUUUGGCAGAGGUUCGCUUUAUUGUUAACUGAACUCAUGCUUUGACUAUAGUCAUGUUGACCAAUUUCUUGUUUGGGAUAUAUUUUUUGGAGAAGUGAUGAUUGUAGUUCGGUUAUGACAAUAUUUAUAUUAUAGCAUCAAGGUGUUUAUUAAGAUUA